Rotaria sp. Silwood1 is the source of this 1200-nucleotide messenger RNA. The record is from the annotation of a GenBank genome assembly. NCBI's taxonomy places the organism in Eukaryota, Metazoa, Rotifera, Eurotatoria, Philodinida, Philodinidae.
AUGAACUUAUUGAACAUCGCUAAACACCUUCUUUAUUUGGCUGAAACUGAAUAUACAUCAGGGAAUUCUGCAACAACUGUCGAUGAAGUUGUUGCUGCAGAACGAUUGUUCGAAGAGCUGAAGUCAUUUAAAGACAGCUACUUCAAUGAGAUGUAUUCUUAUGAUACUCUCGAAUUUGAAGAUGAAUUUGAUGAAACAGCUGAUGAAGACGAAAAUGAUGAUGAAAUGGCUGAUGAAGAAAGCGAUGAUGAAAUGACUGAUGAUGAAGAAAAUGAUAAUGAACUUGACGAUUACAAUGAGAAAGAACAUUCUUAUAUAAGAAAUCGAUUUCCAUUAGAAGAAAUGGAAAAUAUAAUCGAAUGGGUUGACCAACAUCCGAAUGCUAGAUUCUCUACUAUUUCUCAUCGAUUUAAAAAAAUCAAAUCCAUGAAUUAUAUUCCAAGAUUUAGAAAAUAUGUCGAAAACAACGGUACAAGAUUAGAAAAAAUAAAGCAAGUUAAAGAAUUUAUGUUUAAUGAAUUUUAUGUGAAAAGAACAAUUGAAAAAGAGGCCGUUCAUGAUGCUGAUCUAGAGCUUUAUGCAAUUCAAAAAGCAAGAGAAUUAGAUUGGGAUACAUUCAAGGCAAGCAAAGCAUUCAUCGAUACUUUUAAAAAGGAAAAUAGAAUAUCAUCAAGAAGAUGUAACAAAAUAAUUACUCGAACGAAACCAAACAAAAAACAUUGUAGUUUAAAUGAUGCUCAUAAUUGGAUCGAAAGUAAAAGACCUUUAAUAUUAAAAUAUUCUACCAACGAAAUCUUGAACAGAGAUCAUUGUUCAUUUCAACAAGAACAUGUACCUCCAAAAACCCUUUCUUUUACUGGUGAAAGAACAACAGAAGUUGCCGUUAAAAAGAAAUAUAAUACAACACAUUCUUAUACAGUUCAACCAAUCACAUCAGCUAAUGGACAUUUAUUGGACAAGUUCUUAAUGAUCCUUCAAGAAAAAGAAAAUCAAUUUGGUCAAAGGGUGCAAAAAAACUUAAUUGUACCACCAAAUGUUGUAAUCAGAGCUUCAAAAUCUGGAAAAAACAGUGGUGUAAAACAUCACGUUUUUUUAAAUGAAGUUCUACGCCCUUUGGUUGGUAAAAAAUUUCUUCUCUUCCUUGAUUCUUGGAAAAUUCAAGCUGAUCUAACAAAAUUUAGAGCAGUAUUUCCUAAUUAA